AUGAACACAUUCAUCCAUUAUCACACUCUAGAUCUUCGUCUGCACGAUUCCCCAUCUUUACAUGUAGCCCAUCAACCCAAUAACCCUUCAACUCACUUCUUGCCUUUAUACAUAUUCGAUCCUCGUCAACUUGACUUAUCCCAUUUACCCAAUGCACCUAAAUCACCUUCACCCCAUUCGCUCAAAUCCGCUACGCAUCAAGAUCCAUCAGCUCGAUAUGAUCCAAAACAAAGUAGAUGUUCCCCUUUAUCCCGAGUAGGGGGAUUUCAUCGUACUUCGCCUUACAGGCUGAAAUUCCUAUUGGAGGCUGUGUUCUCCCUUAGAGAAUCGUAUAGAGCCUCAGGAGCGGAUAUGGUAUUUGCCUAUGGUCUACCGGAGGUCAUCCUUCCUAAGAUAGUAGAGAGCCUCAAGACUGAUGGGGGGAAGGUGGAGGGCAUAUAUGCUCAGAGGGAAUAUACUUUAGAAGAAAUAUCGAAUUAUAGAAGAAUCAACAAUGCCCUCAACAAUGAGAAAGUACAAUUUAACGAUAGUAAGACUCUCAUUUCUCCUGAUCAUCUCCCUUUCAACCCCGAGAGCCAGACGCCUGAUGUAUACACUGAAUUCAGAAAAAAGGUAGAAGGGUUAGGAAUAGGUUUGAAUGAGAUGCUCAUCAAACCGCUGGAUACGUCUGAGGUAAAAGAUGGACAAGUGAAAUAUAAUGGUCGGAUCAAACCUUUCCCUAAGAUCGAUGUUGAUAAGAUAAAUUUAAAAGACGGUCAAGGCGGAUUUAUCUCUUCUGACGAAACGAUUGACUCGGUAUAUUCCAAAUUGGUUAAACCGUUAUUUGAUAAUCCACCUGUCGGAGGAUGGUCCUCUUCAUCAUCAGACUCAAGGGAUACGUUACCAGACUUACAUUCUAAAUCAGCAAUACCGUUCAAAGGUACCGAGUUAGCUGCAUUGGAGAGAGCAGAUGACUAUAUUGGUAUACCGCCGGAAGGGAAGGCCGGAUGGAAAGGAGGUAUGAAAGCCAAACAUUAUAAAGAGACUAGAAAUGGUUUAUUAGGUGAAGGGUUCAGUACCAAGUUUUCGACGUGGUUAAGUCUCGGUGUACUUUCGCCAAAAGUUGUGGGAUGGAGAGUGGGCGAGUUGCUCGAUGCUCAAGGGAGAGAUAAGGAAGUGUGGAAGAAUGCUUAUUGGAUAUUGUUCGAGCUUCUGUGGAGAGAUUAUUUCCAAUACAUCGUUCUCAAGACUUCCCUCACCACCUCUUCAUCCAAGAGUAAAUCGGGAUUGAGAGAUGAGCUCAACCCCAACUCAUCAUUAUUUAACCCUGAUGGAUUCUCUUCACAAAUAUCAACAUACCCUCAAGACCUCCGACCGAACCCUUCAGAAUGGCACCAAGCGAAUCUGGAAGAUCCGAAUGAUAAAGCUCGGAGAUGGUGUGAGGGAAGGACGGGAGUGCCGUUCAUAGAUGCCAAUAUGAGGGAGUUGGUAGAGACGGGUUGGAUGAGUAAUAGGGGGAGACAGAAUGUAGCUAGUUUCCUAACUAAGGAUCUGUACUGCGAUUGGAGGAUUGGCGCCGAAUUUUUCGAGAUGCAUCUCAUAGAUUACGAUACGUGUUCGAACUGGGGUAAUUGGCAAUACCAAGCUGGAGUAGGAAAUGAUCCACGCUCAUCUAGACAAUUCAACCCUAUCAAGCAGGCCAACGAUUAUGAUGUUGAUAAUGGAUUUGUGAGAACCUGGGUAACAGAGUUGGAAGGUGUGGGAGACGAAUAUGUACAGACACCAUGGUUGAUCAACGAUAAAUCGAAAUUGAAAAAUUACCCCUCCAAACCAAUAGUCGAAUUACCUUCUUGGAAGAAACAUUAUCCGAAUCAACCAUCUACAAGGAAUAGGGGAAAAGCAAAAGGGAACGGCAAAGGUCCUAAAGGUGGAAAAAAGGGUGCGGAAUAG
Molecule: messenger RNA, 1929 nt
Organism: Kwoniella mangroviensis CBS 8507
Lineage: Eukaryota; Fungi; Basidiomycota; Tremellomycetes; Tremellales; Cryptococcaceae
Exons: 5
Coding region: 1-1929 (642 amino acids)
Biological process (GO): photoreactive repair
Molecular function (GO): FAD binding; deoxyribodipyrimidine photo-lyase activity; damaged DNA binding
Source: RefSeq, a predicted model, not a curated record